Molecule: messenger RNA, 432 nt
Organism: Entamoeba invadens IP1
Lineage: Eukaryota; Evosea; Mastigamoebida; Endamoebidae
Exons: 1
Coding region: 1-432 (143 amino acids)
Source: RefSeq, a predicted model, not a curated record
AUGUUCUCAAUUGUUUUGUUAUUCACAGUAUCACUAUCUCAAGAAUAUCACUACGAUUUAAAACUGGAAGACUGCCCUCUUGAAUUUAGAAUAGACAGUUUACUUUACGACCAAGAUGAAGACAGUUUUCGCUUUUUCUUAACAGUUAUCUCUGAUGACUCAUUUUCAACUGCAAAAAUUGAAUUUGGAGGAGAUAAAUACAAAGAUGAAAGCUUUAUUAAAUAUGAUAGCUACGGAACAAUCAAUUUUUACAAAUCGUUCCAUCAAGAACACGAAACAGUUUUAAAACCCGGCACGUAUUCUUUAUCUGUUGAUGUUGCGAAAACCUACUUCCCCAAAGACCACCAUUUCGUUUUUAGAUUGUACACAAUUUUUGGAAAUACAACAAAUUGUUAUCAAUUCUACCAGUCUGAUUUUAAACCUUAUUCUUAA